This is a messenger RNA of Rana temporaria (common frog), 1404 nucleotides long. RefSeq names its product probable assembly chaperone of rpl4. Gene Ontology annotation, biological process: cell division. Lineage: Eukaryota; Metazoa; Chordata; Amphibia; Anura; Ranidae. Gene Ontology annotation, molecular function: protein binding. Bases 46 to 1359 code for a protein of 437 amino acids. The record is from RefSeq and is a predicted model, not a curated record. The transcript has 11 exons.
CUCCAAGAAUACAAUGUAACCAGAUCAGACGUGUGUCAGGAUCGCAUGUGGAGGAGGUUUGUCCUCUGGCGGCCGCCGUCCCAGCUGAGAUCCACACACUGUUCUGCACAUGGUGCUGCAGGAAGUGAAUCUGAGAGUGCUGAGAGUAGAGAGUGGUCGGGGCUGUCAGCUAUGGGAGGACAAAAUAAAAGCAAGAAGAGCAACAAGAGGAGGCAGAGGAGAGGAGGACAUGAUGUAGCUGGCUUGUCCGCACAAGAUCGCGUGAAUGUCAGGAUGCAAAACAAAGCAAAAAAGAAAACUGCUCAGAAAUACUCGGUACAUCAGCUCCUGGAGAAGACUGAAGAAUAUUUGGACAAUUUGAACUAUGAGAUGGCCAAGCUGUUUUGCCAGCGAGCCCUGGACAUAGAGCCGGACAACCUGGACAUACUGGACAUGAUGGGGAACAUCUGCAUGGAGCUCGGCGAUGGUGACAAAGCCAAACAGGUCUUUCUGAGAGCCGCCGAGCUCAGUCCAGACAAAGGACACUCCAAAUACAUGUGUCUCGGACAGAUUCAUUGUAAGGAGGAAGCCUUACAGUACUUCAAUAAAGGAUUGGAAAUGAUGAUCAGCGCUUAUCAGAGCCAGCCACAAGUGUCGGGGGCCGCGAGCUGGCCAGAGGAGAAUGAAGUCACUACAAAGGACAUCUCCACAGCGUUCUGCUCCAUCGCAGAGAUCUAUCUCACUGAUCUUUGCAUGGAAGAAGGAGCAGAUGAUAAAUGUAAAGAAGCCAUUGAAAAAGCUCUUGAAUAUAGUCCAAACAGCCCCGAAGCCUUGCAGCUGAUGGCAAGUUACCUCUUCAGCAUGGAUCUGCCACAAGAAGGUAAAGAAUAUUUGCUGAAAAGCCUGGCAUCAUGGCUGCCAAGCAUGCAGAAGAAGUCAGAACAGGAGGAUGAGGCAAGUCAGCUGGAAACAUCGGAGGCCGUUUUCCCACUUUAUGAAUCCCGAAUCGCAACCGCCAAGCUACUGAUAGAAGCCGAAGAGUAUGAGCUUGCCGCUGAGAUUCUGGAAGGUCUUUUGGAAGAAGACGAUGAAGUAAUACAGGUUUGGUAUCUUCUGGGAUGGGUCUGUUAUCUGCAAGCCAAGGAGCCCGAAGAGGAGGAAGCUUUCAAGGACUCUGCCAGGACGUAUCUGAGGAAAGCCAAAAAGCUGUAUGUGAAGCUGAAGUGUGAUGACCCGCCAGUCCUGGAGCACGUUGAUCAAUUACUUGGCGAACUGGGUGCUGAAGACACGCAACAAGAUUCUGAAACCGAAGACGCCCCGGUGGACAAUAUUGAUGAUGACUUUGUCCAAAGUAGUGAUGAUGAAACAAUGGAGUCUUGAAAUGCAAAUAUUUUUUAAAUAAAAACGUUUUGAUUAGUAAAACAA